UAUAAUUCCUGAAGGGGAUGGGCUUCUCCAGGAAGCAACACAACAAAAGAUCAUUAACAAAGAUCAGAACAAACGCCUAAAAAAAGGAAACAGUUUGAUUAAAAACAUAUAAAGUUAUGUGAACUGGAGUAGUGGAUACCAGUCUACAGUUAACUGUGUGAAACUGAACCCAGAGACUACCAGAACUGAGGGGGAGCUUGUGAAAAUCUGUUGAUUGUGGCUGCCUGUGUUUGACACUGUCAUGGUAAUGACCUACAUAAGCAAAGAAUGAGGAUAAUCAUUAACCUCUGAAGUGACUGAACAGUUGACAAAUGGAGGCUUGUAUCUGGAGAUAAAUCCAAAGCGUAUUCUAAGUACAUUGUAUGCUCAGUCAGCCAAGAUACAAUGCAAAAAUUGCUGAGAUUGGGAUUUUUUGUGUUCUGUUUGGAGGUGAUUGGGGUACCCCUGAUCCAAGGACACAGCGCUUUCACUUGUGAACCCAUCCAAGUUCACAGAUGUCUUGGAAUGCACUACAACAUGACAUUUUUUCCUAAUAUAAUGGAACAUUAUGACCAAGAUAUUGCUGCCAAAAAAAUGGAGCCGUUUGUUCCACUGAUCAGUCUCGGCUGUUCUCCAGAUGUCCACAAGUUUAUGUGUGAGGCAUUUGUGCCAGCCUGCACUGAUCAAAACAAAGUGAUUCACCCGUGCAGGAGCCUGUGUGAGCGAGUGCACUCUGACUGCGCAAAGGUGAUCGAUACUUUUGGAGUCACAUGGCCCCCGGAGCUUGAAUGUGGAAGGUUGGAAGAAUGUCGAGGUUCUCUGCCUGGUACUCCGGCUCCUUCCACUAAGCAUGCGGUCACCCAGAAGACAGCCCAGCCUGUGCAGAGGGACUACGGAUUCUGGUGUCCUCUGAAACUCAAGACCCCGGUUGGCCAGAGUUCCAUGUUUCUGGGAGUGAGUGACUGCGCACCGCCAUGUGCGAACAUGUACUUCACAAGCGAUGAAAUCAAAUUUGCCAAGAACUUCAUUGGGAUUCUUUCCAUCAUCUGCCUUUGCGCAACGCUGUUUACCUUCUUUACUUUCCUAAUUGACGUCAAGAGGUUCAGAUACCCUGAGCGUCCGAUCAUCUUCUACGCCGUGUGUUACAGCAUCGUCUCCUUAAUCUACUUCACAGGGUUCCUGCUGGAUAACAGUACAGCUUGCAACAAGUCUAAUGAGAAGCUGGGGCGCAUGGAAACUGUAGUCCAGGGCUCACAGAACAAGGCCUGCACUGUCCUCUUUAUGCUGCUUUAUUUCUUUUCCACAGCUGGAACAGUGUGGUGGGUUAUUCUGACCAUUACUUGGUUUCUGGCUGCGGGGCCCAAGUGGAGCUGUGAAGCUAUUGAGAAGAAGGCAGUGUGGUUCCACUCCUCGGCUUGGGGGAUUCCCGGGGCUUUGACGGUAAUGUUGCUGGCCAUGAACAAAGUGGAGGGUGACAGUAUCAGCGGGGUGUGCUUCGUGGGGCUGUAUGACCUGGACGCACUGCGCUACUUCGUACUGGCCCCCCUGUGCACUGGUGUGGUUGUGGGUCUGUCUCUGCUCUUGGCUGGCAUCAUCUCCCUCAAUCACGUGCGACGGGUGAUCCAGCACGACGAGAGGAACCAGGAGAAGCUGAAGAAGUUCAUGAUCCGGAUCGGCGUAUUCAGCUGUCUUUAUCUGGUGCCUUUGGUUACCCUGCUGGGGUGCUACAUCUACGAACAAGGUCACCGGACCACUUGGGAAAUGACAUGGGUCAAUGACCAUUGCGAAGAGUACCACAUCCCCUGCCGACCUUACCAGAUUAAGACAUUAGCAAGACCGGAUCUUUCCCUGUUUCUGGUCAAAUAUCUGAUGACCCUAAUCGUUGGCAUCUCUGCCGUCUUUUGGGUCAGCAGUAAGAAGACAUGUUCAGAAUGGGCAUUGUUCUUCAACAAGACUCGCAAGAGAGAUCCCAUCAGCGAGAGUCGAAAAGUGCUGCAAGAAUCCUGUGAGUUUUUCUUAAAACAAAACUCCAGAGUGCAGCACAAAAAGAAGCACUACAAGCCAAGCUCCCACAAGCUGAGGGUCAUCUCAAAGUCGAUGGGGACCAGCACAGGAGCAACAGCAAACCACGGCACGUCUGCAGUCGGCAUCACCAAUCAUGACGUUUUAGCCCAGGCCACAUUCUCCGAGAUCAGGGCUUCAUCGGAUACUUCUGGGAAAGAGCUCGCAGAGCAGGGCAGUUCAACUCGGGCAAACCAGCCUCGGUCAAAAUCCAGGGAACGGUCACCCUCCGGCCAGGCGUUGACGUCACGUGGUUUGUCUGAGGAUGUAAUGGAGAAGAGGAGCAAAGCUGGGAGCUCUGGCAAAGUAAGCAGCCUCUCUGAGAGUUUGCAGCGAGUCCCUGAUGGAAGAAUGACCCCCAGAAGUGAUUUUCUGGAGGGUCGUCCAGUACAAAGCAGUCAUCCUCUGCGUCACAGCUCUUCACAGCACAGCAGCAUCAAGGGAUCCACUUCGUUCCUUGUUCAUAUUGUUCCUGAAGAGAAGAGCGAGCAAAAUCAGGACAACAGCUGCUCAAAUGCCUGAAAAGACAUCUCUGUUUCAGCUCAUCACAUUCUACACUUGCUUACAUUUGUAUGAACUUUUUAGUUUUGU
This is a messenger RNA of Polyodon spathula (Mississippi paddlefish), 2631 nucleotides long. RefSeq names its product frizzled-6-like. The record is from RefSeq and is a predicted model, not a curated record. Gene Ontology annotation, cellular component: plasma membrane. The transcript has 7 exons. Gene Ontology annotation, biological process: non-canonical Wnt signaling pathway; canonical Wnt signaling pathway. Gene Ontology annotation, molecular function: Wnt receptor activity; Wnt-protein binding. NCBI's taxonomy places the organism in Eukaryota, Metazoa, Chordata, Actinopteri, Acipenseriformes, Polyodontidae. Bases 385 to 2562 code for a protein of 725 amino acids.